Alternaria atra is the source of this 1572-nucleotide messenger RNA. RefSeq lists its product as uncharacterized. The record is from RefSeq and is a predicted model, not a curated record. Gene Ontology annotation, biological process: transmembrane transport. Gene Ontology annotation, molecular function: transmembrane transporter activity. The transcript is spliced from 5 exons. Lineage: Eukaryota; Fungi; Ascomycota; Dothideomycetes; Pleosporales; Pleosporaceae. Bases 1 to 1572 code for a protein of 523 amino acids.
AUGGAGGAUACGAAGAAGAUUGCAGAUAAGAAGGUGCAGGAGCAGGGACAAGAGCAGGACCACGAUGUCGAACACCAAGACGCAUACGGCGAAACGACUAGUUUGGGUAAGGACGAUAUUCUGCAGCUCGAGCAUACAGAUCCUGUGCUGAAUGCGAAGAUGCAUUUGGUCAAUAAUGCUAUUGACGAGAUUGGCUUUACGAAAUAUCAAUGGAAGCUCUUCGUGCUAAAUGGUUUCGGCUACGCUGUCGAUUCGCUGAUUCUACUUAUCCAAUCCGUCAUCGCCGCCCAAGCCACCCUCGAGUUCAAUCCUUCCUACCGCAACGGGUUGACCAUCGCCGCAUACGUUGGUAUGCUCGCAGGUGCUUUAUUCUGGGGUCUAUCCGCCGACAUCAUUGGUCGAAAGACGGCGUUUAACGUUAGUCUGCUGAUAUGCUCCGUCUUUGCCAUUGUGGCCGGUGCAAGUCCGAAUUGGGAGGUCUUGGGCUUGUUUGUAUGCUUGAGUGCUUUUGGCGCUGGAGGCAACUUGGUGUUGGACACGGCGGUCUUCUUGGAGUAUCUGCCUAGUUACAGGCAGUGGAUGCUUACGCUCAUGGCAGCUUGGUGGGGCAUCGGUCAACUUAUCGCUGGUUUCUUCGCCUGGGCCUUCCUCCCAAACUUCAGCUGCACCGACCCAUCCAUCGACCCAAAUGCGGGCCCCUGCACAAAGUCCAAUAACCAAGGCUGGCGCUAUGUCUGGUACGCAUCUGGUGCUCUUGUGUUCGUCAUGUCCAUCCUCCGCAUAACUAUUAUCCGGCUAAGAGAGACACCCAAAUUUCUCGUCAGCGAAGGAAAAGACGCAGAGUGUGUCGAAACCCUCCACUUCAUUGCAACAAAGUACAACCGGCCCUGCAGCCUCACCCUCACCCAGAUGCAGGACUGCGGCACCGUAGAUCGCGUUGCAGCACGGGGAAACAAGAGCAAAUGGGGGUUUGGGGAGAUAGCCAUGCACCUCCGCGGUCUUUACUCCACUCGCAGAAUCGGUAUCUCAACAUCACUAAUCUGGCUCUCUUGGACACUAAUCGGCCUCGCCUAUCCCUUAUACAACGUCUUCCUACCCGCCUACCUCUCAUCCCGCGGUGCCGCUUUCGGCCAACCAUCGCCAUACAUCACCUGGCGCAACUACACCCUUGUGAACUUCAGCGGGAUCUGGGGUCCUGUACUAGCGGGAUAUAUGUGCCAUACUCGUCUCGGUCGCAAGUAUACCAUGGUCAUCGGCGCACUGGUCACGAUGGCGUUCUUCUUUGCGUACACGCAGGUUCGUACUGCAGUGCAGAACGUGGCGUUUACGUGUAUCAUCAAUUUCUGUCUAAACAUUUAUUAUGGCACACUUUAUGCGUAUACGCCGGAGGUGCUGCCGAGUGCGCAUAGAGGUACCGGGAAUGGGAUUGCGAUUGGGUGGAAUAGGGUUAUGGGCAUCUUAAGUGCGGUCAUUGCUACGGUCGCUGAUGUGAGUCUACCCUUCUCUUCUUCUUUUCAACCUUUUUCUUACACACUCUGUCUCCGUUCACGUGCCAGAUACGAGGCUGUAUGA